CCCGUCUCUCUCCAAACUUCACUUUGUUAGGAAAGAGAGAAAGCUCUCGUUAGUCUGUCUGAAAUCCCCCAACGUUUAUUUUCCGGGAAGAGAUAUUUCCCAAUUGAACUGUUACUUUCCUGGAAUACUUUCAUUUCAAAGUGGUUGCUCUUCUGCUUCCUAACCUCCCGUACUGGUUUGUAUGUUCUUUCAACUGUGUAUUUUUUCGAUAUAUAGACUUGUUUUGUAGUUUGAAAUUUUGCGGGUUUUCCCUUUUUUUUGCUGAUAACUUGGAUAUAGAGCUCUUGAGAUCUGAAACUUGAGGUAUGACCAAAUGGAUAUUGACAAUGAUGAUGGCUUGUAGUGUAAAUGAGAAGACGGGUUUGUUUUGGUUUGGCUUGUACUUAUGUUGAAUGUAUUGAAUUUUAAUUCGUGAGUAGAGACUGGUUUACUUCCAUUGUUUUGAGGGUAUAUUUCGAUCUGGGUAUCGAGAUUUUUAGUCUUUUGGUUGGUGGGUGUUGCUGUUUUGCGGAUUAGAGAUGAAAGUAGAGGUGGGUAUCAGUGGUAUGGGAUGGAAUGAGGAAGAUAAGGCCAUAGUUAAAGCAGUUUUGGGUACUAGGGCUUUUGAUUACUUGAUUUCGAGCUCGGUUUCAGCAGAAUGCUUGUUAACGGCAAUGGGGAAUGAUGAAAAUUUGCAGAAUAAGCUUUCAGAUCUCGUGGACAGCCCAAACGCGGUCAAUUUUAGUUGGAAUUAUGCGAUUUUUUGGCAAAUUUCGCGAUCUAAGUCUGGUGAUUUGGUUCUGGGAUGGGGUGAUGGUUCUUGUAGAGAACCAAGGGAGGGAGAGGAGUCUGAAGUUACCCGAUUUCUCAAUCCUCGGCUUCAAGAUGAGACCCAACAGAGGAUGAGGAAAAGGGUGCUUUAUAAAUUACAAGUCAUGUUUGGGGGAUUAGAUGAGGAUACUUAUGCUUUCGGAUUGGAUAGGGUGACAGAUACUGAAAUGUUCUUUCUUGCGUCGAUGUACUUUUCAUUCCCUCGAGGGGAAGGUGGUCCAGGGAGGUGUUUUGCAUCCGAGAGGCAUAUAUGGCUCUCGGAUGCUUUGAAGUCCUCAACGGAUUACUGCAUCCGAUCAUUACUCGCAAGGUCUGCAGGUAUCCAAACUAUUGUUCUGAUCCCAACUGAUAUUGGAGUAGUUGAAUUGGGAUCAGUGAGAUCCAUACCUGAAAGUUUAGAGCUGUUGCAGUCAAUAAGAUCCUUGUUCUCGUUUUCAUCGCAAGGCAGGUCGAAACCAAUGGUAGCCUUGCCGGUGAUAACUGAGAAGAAGGAUGGAAAUGCUCAGCUCUCUAAUAUGUGUAUUGGUGGCGAGCGGCCAGAUGGAAUUCCAAAGAUUUUUGGGCAGGAUUUGAACUUGAGUCGUCCCCAGUUUAGGGAAAAACUUGCUGUUAGGAAAGCAGACGAGAGGUCAUGGGAAGUGAACUCAAAUGGGAACAGGCUACAGUUAACAAAUACUAUAAAUGGUCUUCAUGGUUUAAAUUGGGCACAUUUCAAUGGGGUGAAGCAGGGAGGCACAGUAGAGAUUUACAGUCCUCAGACCCCAUCAAACCAUUUACAGGAACCCAUCAAUGGCGUUAGGGAAGAAUUCCGGCUUAACAAUUUCCAGCCUCAAAGACCAGCACAAAUGCAAAUUGAUUUUACUGGGGCCACCUCAAGGACUAUCAUUUCCCAGAGUGCUGAGUCCGAGCAUUCAGAUGUUGAGGCUUCAUGCAAAGAAGAGCGAACAGGCCUGGCCAAUGACAAGAGGCCUCGAAAGCGUGGCCGAAAGCCUGCUAAUGGAAGAGAGGAGGCCCUCAAUCAUGUGGAGGCAGAAAGGCAGAGGCGCGAGAAGUUGAACCAACGCUUCUAUGCAUUGCGAGCUGUUGUGCCCAAUAUCUCCAAGAUGGACAAAGCCUCCCUGUUGGGAGACGCGAUUGCUUACAUAACUGAUCUUCAGAAGAAGCUCAAGGACAUGGAAUCGGAGAGGGAAAGACUAGGAACCACAUCAAGAGAUGAAUUGGCCUUUGAAGCUAAUUCAAAUUCAGAAAGUCCUGAUAUUGAAAUUCAAGUUGUCCAUGAUGAGGUUAUUGUAAGAGUGAGCUGCCCUUUGGAUACUCACCCGGUAUCAAGAGUCAUUCAAGCUCUCAAAGAGGCCCAGAUCACAGUUGUUGAGUCAAAACUUGCGACAGGGAACGAUAAAGUGUUUCACACGUUUGUCAUCAAGUCUCAAGGAUCAGAACAACUGACAAAGGAAAAAUUGAUUGCAGCAUUUUCCCGUGAAUCCAACAUGUCAGGGCCAUUGUCAUCGGUUGGGUAAUAAGAGGAUUGAUUAUAUUUAGCAUAGUUUGGAAGCAUAAUAUGUAGUGAAGAACCCCUUUCAAAAAUUUCUGCGGAGGUCUUGAUAUACAGGGUGCAGCUAGAAAUAGAAAAAUAACUUCCUAUUGACCAAGUAGGAUAGCAAAUUUUCUGUUUUUGCUUAUAGUAUAUGUAUGAUGUCAAGAGAAAGUAUGCUGGCCAGAUGAUUUAAAUUUGUGAAUUUAACUGGCUCUGCUAUUGUUGCUUGUUUAGAAGCUG
This is a messenger RNA of Ilex paraguariensis (yerba mate), 2584 nucleotides long. The record is from the annotation of a GenBank genome assembly. NCBI's taxonomy places the organism in Eukaryota, Viridiplantae, Streptophyta, Magnoliopsida, Aquifoliales, Aquifoliaceae.